AUGAAUGGAGUUGAAAAACUCAAGAGCGAGUCAACUGAGUUGCCUGAUUGUAUUAUAUCGGAUAUCUUUUCCAUGUUGAGUUUGAAGACUUUGGUGAAAACUAGUGCUUUGUCCAAACAAUGGUAUCGCGAAUGGGGAUUAAAGAAGGAUCUCAAUUUUGAUCUCCAUAACAUGUUUGAUUCUAAUACAAUGCCGGAGCUACCAAAAACCCUUCCGCGCCUUCAAGAGGCUCAAUCUCAAUUUGCCACAAUAUUGGAUAAUUUCAUGCAGAAAUAUCCCGGUGACACCAUCAGUUCAAUCCGAGUAAAUUUUCCAUUAGGUGUCGAUCAUACUUAUGCCAUUAAAGGAUUGAUUCACAAAGCAGCCCUUAAAGGGGCUAACCGUAUUGAGCUCCUCUUCCCAUGUGACGCUGAUUUUAAAAUAGAGCCAUACAAAUUUUUAUUUCCUUUAUUGUCUGAUACUAAUUCUGUGACAUAUCUGCACCUACAGAACUGCCACAUAGCAGCGCCUAUGAAGUUUUCUGGAUUGAAGAAUUUGAAAACUCUUGUAUUGCAUCUAGUUCCUGUGGAGCAGAAUAUGCUUCGGCCCCUCUGUUUUAACUGCAUCCAUCUUGAGAACUUCACUCUUAACCAGUGUACCUUCUUAUCUGAUUUAAAAAUAAGGAGUACAACUUUGCUUCAUUUGAACAUUGACUGCGGGCGUAACAUUACAAAGGCCACAAUGGCGAAGAAAAUUGAUAUCAUUGCAUCAAAUCUCUUAUCCAUUGAAUAUUCUUCCAAGUGUAUCCAUUCACGCAGAUUGCACAAAUUGAACAUCAGGUCUCAUACCUUGUCCCAGUUUAACUACAGAUGUCGUCGAAUUUUUAAACUUGUCAAUUUUUCUGGACUGAAAAAUGUAACAACAAUUGUGUUGGAUGAUCUCCAUGAAGUUCUCCCAGGUGAUGGUGAUGUCAUAACUUGGUUGUUUUCUAAAUGUCUCCAACUUGAAGAUGUCACCUUUAAAAAUUGCCUUUUUAUGUGUGAUAUGAAAAUUAUCAGUUCAAAAUUGCGUCAUUUGAGCAUAAUUGAUUCUCGCUGUGUGAGACUCUCUAAGAAUCAAGAUUCUUAUAAGAUAGAUAUUGAUGCUUUGAAUCUCUCAUCCUUUGAAUACGGAAAUCACACGAGCUACAUGAGGCCUAUAAUCUCGGUUGAAGCUCCAAAGUUAUUGAAGGUUUUUUGGGAUGGUUUGUUUGAAAUAAAUAGCUUUGGUGCAAUUGCAAGAUUACGCCAGGUUGAGAAUUUAACUAUGAAACUAGUUGUUUCACAGUGGAGACAGAUAUCCACGUUACCGAAGGAAUUGGUUCAAAUUCAAAAUCUUACGCAAUUGGAAUUAAUUAUUACAUUUAAUCUUAAGAUGAUGGACUACUCUUGGAUUUUAGAUAUUGCAAUGACUUCUCAACAUCUCCAAAAACUUUCUCUAUCGAUUAAUGUACAUCCGGAAAUAUCACAUAUAGUUGGAGCUCAAAGGCAAAGAAGAGAAUAUGUCGGGUUUUUUCACAAUGGUUUAAAAUAUGUGGAGUUACAUGGCUGUGUUUGCUCCAAAUAUGUAAUUGAGUUAGCAAGUCAUCUAUUGAGGAGUGCAACUUUGCUUAAGCAAAUUACUUUCAGUUCCCGUCACAAUUACUAUAUAGGUGCUGGAUCAUGGACUAAGUUAUCUGGUGGCUGUCGUAGUUUUGAUCGAAAUCUUAUUCAUGAGCAUCUUAAAGAUGAAGUAAACGAACAAUGUCAACUCAUAAUUUUGUAG
This is a messenger RNA of Lathyrus sativus (Indian pea), 1782 nucleotides long. Lineage: Eukaryota; Viridiplantae; Streptophyta; Magnoliopsida; Fabales; Fabaceae. The record is from the annotation of a GenBank genome assembly.